AUGGCUCUGCUGAAUUACUGGAUGUGUUUGGUUGCUCUAUCAUUGACCGUGACCACGAGCCGAGCUUUAAGAAGAGUCACCCUGAAGAAGCUGCCGUCCAUCAGAGAGACUCUGUGGGAGAUGGGUAUCUCUGCAGAGCAGGUGUUGACUGAGCUGACCCAGAAGAGUGCAGCUGACAGCGACAACAACGGGACUGUUCCCACACCUCUAACCAACUACUUGGACACUCAAUACUUUGGGGAAAUCAGUAUCGGCUCUCCGGCCCAGCUGUUCAACGUAGUGUUUGACACAGGCUCAGCCAACCUGUGGGUGCCAUCGCACAGCUGCUCGCCGUUCUCCACUGCCUGUUUUACUCACAAUCAGUACGAUGCCUCCAAGUCCUGGACCUAUGUUGAGAAUGGAACCGGAUUUUCCAUCCAGUACGCCGCAGGAAAUAUCAGGGGAUUCCUGAGCGAAGACGUGGUUGUGGUCGGAGGGAUUCCUGUGGUGCAGGUGUUUGCUGAGGCCACCUCUCUGUCUGCCAUGCCCUUCAUCUUCGCCAAGUUCGACGGUGUCCUGGGGAUGGGCUACCCCAACACGGCCAUCGAUGGCAUCACGCCCGUGUUUGAUCGCAUCAUGUCUCAGCAUGUCCUCAAGGAGGAGGUCUUCUCUGUCUACUACAGCAGGGACCCAAAACACUCCCCUGGUGGAGAGCUGGUCCUUGGCGGCACAGACCCAGACUACUACACAGGAAACUUCAACUACAUGCACACGAGGGAGAUGGGCAAAUGGGAAAUCACCAUGAAAGGUGUGUCUGUGGGGACGGAGAUGAUGUUUUGUGCAGAGGGCUGCACAGCUGUAAUCGACACUGGCUCCUCCUACAUCACGGGCCCGGCCUCCUCUGUGUCUGUGCUGAUGAAAACCAUCGGAGCAAAGCUGGAUGAAAGUGGGUACAAAAUCAACUGUGACAUUGUCAAGACGCUGCCUAGUGUCACUUUCCACCUGGGCGGUCAGGAGUACUCACUCACUCAGGAGGAUUACAUCUUGUGGCAAUCCCAGAUAGAGGGGGACGUCUGCACCGUCACAUUCAGGGGCUUGGAUGUGCCGCCCCCUACAGGUCCCAUCUGGAUCCUGGGGGCCAACUUCAUUGCACGCUACUACACUGAGUUUGACCGUCACAACAAUCGGAUAGGCUUUGCUACCGCAGUCUGA
Molecule: messenger RNA, 1191 nt
Organism: Limanda limanda (common dab)
Lineage: Eukaryota; Metazoa; Chordata; Actinopteri; Pleuronectiformes; Pleuronectidae
Gene: ren
Product: renin
Exons: 9
Coding region: 1-1191 (396 amino acids)
Biological process (GO): angiotensin maturation
Molecular function (GO): aspartic-type endopeptidase activity
Source: RefSeq, a predicted model, not a curated record